AGCAUUCGACCUCUGGUGUGUACGCAGCGUUAGAAAGGAAAGAUGACUGAACAGAGAUGUGAUUGUUCCGCUUUCGAGAACACUCGGCUCUCCUUAACGAGUUAGCGGGCUCUUCAGCAUGUACUCAGGGGAAAAGACGGUCAGGACCUCGGUGGGUUUCUCCAGACAGACGUUACAUGCCGCCGAAAGCCUCACCGACCAGUGUUAGCGGUCUCUAGUGUUAGCGGUCUCACAUCUCCGGUGUAUUAGCUCCUCUGUGCUUACUGACAACCAGCGCGUUUACCAGAGAAGUUGGCAGAAGGUGUGAAGCAGCCGUUUAGACAGCGGUGACAGCCACGUCAGCUAGCGUUAGCUUCAACCAUAGGCUUCAACAUAGGCUUUAACCAUAGGCUUUAACCAUAGGGUUCAACUAUAGGGUUUAACCAUAGGGUUUAACAUAGGCUUUAACCAUAGGGUUUAACCAUAGGGUUUAACAUAGGCUUUAACCAUAGGGUUCAACCAUAGGGUUUAACAUAGGCUUUAACCAUAGGGUUUAACCAUAGGGUUUAACAUAGGCUUUAACCAUAGGGUUUAACCAUAGGGUUUAACCAUAGGCUUCAACAUAGGCUUUAACCAUAGGCUUUAACCAUAGGGUUCAACCAUAGGGUUCAACCAUAGGCUUCAACAUAGGCUUUAACCAUAGGGUUUAACCAUAGGGUUCAACCAUAGGCUUCAACAUAGGCUUUAACCAUAGGGUUUAACCAUAGGGUUCAACCAUAGGCUUCAACAUAGGCUUUAACCAUAGGGUUUAACCAUAGGGUUCAACCAUAGGCUUCAACUAUAGGCUUCAACAUAGGCUUUAACCAUAGGGUUCAACCAUAGGCUUCAACUAUAGGCUUCAACAUAGGCUUUAACCAUAGGGUUUAACAUAGGCUUUAACCAUAGGCUUUAACCAUAGGGUUUAACAUAGGCUUCAACCAUAGGCUUCAACUAUAGGCUUUAACCAUAGGCUUCAACCAUAGGCUUCAACACAGGCUUUAACCUGGGACGGUAAAUGGCGGCUCCGUUAUACUGACACUAGUCUUUUUAUCGCUUUGCUCUGUUUUCUUACAAUCAUCCAAAACGUAAACAUGGCUCCAAUGGGCAUCCGUCUGUCUCCGCUCGGUGUGGCGGUCUUCUGCCUGCUGGGAGUGGGUGUGAUCUACCAUCUGUACUCAGAAGUCAUCUCCAGCCGCCUGGCUGCCUUCAGGACGGACUCUGCUCUCAUUUUAAGACAGAAGAAGACAGUGGAUCUGAGGGACCUGCUUGCUGUGUCAGUGGAGGCUGCAGUAUUAGGAGGCAAAGAGGUGAAGACUGUGCGCAAUGAAAACAACCUGAAGGAGAAGUCAAAGGGCAAGACGAGGGAGGGAGCCAGUGAGCCUCUGACCCUGGGAGAUCUGCAGUCACACAGGAAAAUGUUUAACCUCAUAAAGAACACCUACCCUGGAGUCACGGUAAACAGUGAGGAGCAUGACAGUGUGCUCGAUAAGGUCGCCUGGAGCGGUGACAUUCCAGAGGACAUACUGGACAAGAUCGAAGGCGGCAAGGAAACCCCUGCUGAGAGCAUCACGGUGUGGAUUGACCCUUUGGAUGCUACACAGGAGUAUACAGAGAAUCUGGUGAAAUAUGUGACCACAAUGGUGUGUGUCGCUGUAGAGGGAAAACCAGUGAUUGGGGUGAUACAUCAGCCGUUCACUGGGUUCACAGCAUGGGCGCUUGUUGGUCAGGGGUCGAACGUGCGUCCUCGGUCCUCCUACAGUAUCAACCCUCCGAAGGUGAUCGUAUCACGUUCCCACUCUGGAAAAGUCAAAAGUUACAUCCAGGAUGCUUUUGGAAAUAGCACAACAAUAAUAGAAGCAGGCGGAGCAGGAUAUAAGGUCCUGUCACUUCUGGAGAUGCCUGUGGCUGAAACAGCUUCUACAGACCAGGCAGAUGUUUACAUCCACAUCACCUUCAUUAAGAAGUGGGACAUCUGUGCCGGUGCAGCACUGCUGAGAGCGCUGGGAGGCCAUAUGACAACGCUAAAGGGAGAAGACAUCGACUACAGCAGAACGCCGCUGAACAAAGGAGGACUCGUGGCCAGUGUAGGCGUGGACCACAAGGCUGUACUGGAGAGAUUACCAAACUGGGACCCUGACAAGCACUGAGAAACUCAAACACAGAGCCAUGAAGAGGGGCCAAGCUGUGCUAAAGACUGCGUGGAAGACCUGCAGGGAUCCAAACAAACAAGGAAAGCAUGAUUUCAUUUUCUAGGCUCCACAGUUCAGAGGGAUGUGGGUGACUGUUCCUAGCAGAGGCCACAGAGUGGAACUGUAAGGCUAACAUAACUAAAACGGCUUUAUGGCUCUGAACACAACUCCCAGACAUGUAAACGGACUAGGAGCGAAGAGAAACGGUACAAAAACCACAGUGGUUCACAGAGAACUAGUGCCAGAGUCCCUUCAGAAGACAGAAUGAGUCCACUGUGAAACUAAGCUGAGGAGCACAACGCUGAACAUUACAACAUGGAGCGACAGACCUUCCUGUCUUUACCUCCAUAAAUCCCAUCUUCAUCACGUUCUUCCAGUGGAAAACCAAGUCCAUGGUCCUCUGUGUGCCCGACUCUUGAUGGACACGAUCAGUGAAGUCACCACCUGCCUCACUGACAUAAACAGGCCGUGUGACAUGGUUGCACAUUCUAACCAUCUAGUACUAGCAUCAGUAUAACACCACAGUUUACUCUACAGUCAGUAUGUUUACAUGCACCGUCAUGGUAGUUAUUGUUAUUUCUUGAUUGGGAUGUUUGCCAGAACUACGGUCUUUGAAUGACGUACAAGCACCAGUAGAAAAUAGAUUUAUAAGAAGUAUGUCAGAGCGCUACAUCCUCUUUAUGCUAGCUUCGACUGGACCGUCUUUGUAGAGAGUGUGGUGGAGGGUUAGAAAGGCAGCUUCAGUCAAACGGUGCAAACUUUACAUCUCAGUAAAUGUGUCAGCUGUCUUCAGUUAGGUGGACAACAACACGACCACUGCUAGGCUAAGCGUUGGUGCUGUUUGACUGCCGGGUGAAGCCAGGGUGUAGGCUGCUGAAACGCUCGGUCUAGUCUGGCUGAGAUUGGGUUUAAUGACAGAGUAAACCAGUCUGCUGCUGCAUUAUCCACGUGUGUUAGUUUGAUUUAGCACUGUUUCAGGCAGACUGGAAUGUUUACAUGCAUUUCAAACGUCCAGGCUAACACACCGUUGACUUUUUCUAACUGCAUGUAAAUGUACUGACUGUCUUCAGAUGCUUCUGUGUCCAGGUUCUUUUUUAAAGAGUCAGGACAUGGAGGUUUAGACUGGCUGAACCUUUGACACAUCAGUUAAAAGACUCUAACAUUAUUUACAUACACAAGCCAAAAAUACAAACUCCAUCUCUUGAGGGCUUUUGUGAAUCAGUUCCUCUUCAUUAAGAAGAGCCGUGUGCUCUGACAACCCAAAGGUUUUUAGAGUGAAACACAGCUGUUAUUAAAAAGUCAACCUGCUAAAAUAGUACUAAAAUACUUCAGUAUUCAUUCCAAAUAAACAGUCUAAGGUGGCGAUGUUUAAAGAUUUCCACCUUUUUAACCAAAACUAAAUCAUAAUAUCACCCUGAGAUGCACAAGUGAUUGAGUCUACUGUUCAAUAAUUCAGUCUAUAAUGACUCAUCAGGUUUAUUUGUAUUGAUUUAAUAUUUUUUCUUCAUGCAUAUGAAUUCGGGCCGUCAAACAAUUAUCAUUUUUAAAUGUGAUAAAUCUCCCAGCACUCUACCUAAUCGUGAUUAAUCCCCCCCUAUUGGUCAUUGUGAAACUUCUCAAACUUGUUUCAUUUUGCCUGAAAUCUAUGAUUUAUUUAGGAAGGAAGUUCAGGGACAUGAACUGAACCUGGAGCGGGGACUUUUGACCUGUUCACUGAGCUGAAAUGAGUCAUAGAGCCGUACAUCACAGUGGCACGCUGAAAGGAACUAUAAAGCAUGGGAUUUAAAAACAUGCCUUAAUUAAUUAUUCUAUAUAAAUAUAAUUCUUUAUUAAAAUGAGGUUUGUUUAUUCUGCACUGAAAGCUCUACACUUCCAUAAUUAUCAAUAACCUUCCUAUUAGCCUGGUAGACUGGCAUUUCUGAUACUAAUGUUGUUAAUUCUGUAAAGACUCUGUAAUGGUACGCAGCAGAAAGGACACUGGAAACGUGCAUUUGAAGGAUCCCAGAUCAUAAAUCCGUCCGCUCUUAGAGCAAAGCUGAUAAAGCUCAUGUGAACACAGACGGACUUCCUGCAGUCACAGGCGUCCAGUAUGAGCUGCUGCUUCGUUCCCGUCCUAAAUGUGGCCUGAAUGGACGCAUGUCAGACGCCCAGGCAGAACCUGCUGUCUGUGUAUAAAUCUGUGGUGUCAGCCCGUUCCAAAAUAAGCUAGUAUGCUGAUUCAUGACCACAUGCUUUUGGCACAGUGGAUGUCUUAAACAAACACUCGUUAAUGUGUAGAGAGUAAAUUAUAGAAAUUUGUCGCAUCAAAUCCCUGCUGAGGUGAAAACAUCCAAAUAAAUUAAUGAGGAGAAACACACACGCUGCAGUCUCUGUGGUCAACAGUAAAUGUGACAGCCACAGACGGCGCCCAUGCAGAGGGCAAGGUCAUGUUUGACCCACACAUGGAGACCUAGGCUAGAGAGACAAAAUCAGUUCCAUACAGUUGAUCAAAAGAUGAGUUCAAGUUCUUUAUGAGAUGAUAUCAGAAACAUGUCUUCGAGGAAUUCUUGCAGUAAGACGUUGUGAUGAGGUCACAGCAUUAGUUGGUCUGUUUGACCUUCUAAGGGUUAACUAAGAUCCAAUAACCGAAGGGAAAUUCCAGUCUUUAUCUUCAGGAACAUUUGUUGUCGAUGGUUUAAGCCUGUGGAGGGCAGUCUCUCUGCGUAUUACUAAUGCUGUAGGUAGAGUUUAAAUACUUCAUAUAAAAUGUCAAGAUCCAAACCUGAACCGAUCUAUAAACAGGCCUGUAGCUGUAAAACCGUGUUAGGGGGUUAGUAACUCUUAAAACUGUGGUGUUUUCCUUACUCCUUUGUUUCUAAAAGCUAUACACUCACAUAAUUCAACACCGUAACUCCAAGAGGUGUCCACUGAAAACACAAUCACUGAAAGAUGUGUCUGUGGCUCUUAAUCUCCUUUAACAUGCUGUAAAAAGGUUGGACUGAGUUUAACUCCUCCGUGGAGUCUUUUUCAUAACUGCCAUCUCUCUAUUCCAAACAGCUGGUUGAUUUUAAAGGGCGAAGGUUUGGUGGAACCAGACUUCAGGCUGGAGUCAGCGUGUGGUCCUUCCUCAGCUGAGAUCUCUGUACAGUAUCAACCCCCCCACAUGUACUGACUAAUAAUAAAUGUCUCUCCAGCUGACCAGUCUGGCAUUACAGGAGAACAAGUCUGGGUAUUAGCGGCGUCCCGUCAUCAAGAAUACUGUGGAAGUUUCAAACGCUGCAGUGUUGAGGACAGUCUUCAGUGAAACCUCCCGGAGCUGGACAGCUCUGGGUCCUUCCCUCUUUCUGAUUCAUUUCUGUGAAUGAAUAUUGUGCUGUGCUUUAUCAGAAUCAUCUCUGCUAGAUGGGACCUUCGGUAGCAGUCAUGUUUUGUUGGAGACUGAAUGGCUGAAUGUCUUUAAGUGUACUUGUUCUUGCAUGAUUUUGGCUUUUGAUUGGUCUUUGCUUCUAACAUGUCUCGAUCUACUGAAAAUCUUCCAGGCUCUAUUCCCUCUGUUUCUGCACAAUAGCGCCCGUUUGUCCUUUGAAGCAGACAUUUCCACAGCCAGUAGUCGUGUUGUGUUUGACAACAGUUGGGUUUUUUGUCGAUGUGAAAUCAUGUCAAUGUUUCAAAAAGAAAAAAAAAAUACACCAGCAAAAUGUGAGCUCUUGUCACUGUCAUGAAGAUCCAGUUAUUGUUUUCUGUUGGGUUCAGCUUUUGUGUAACUGGUAACCAUGUAUAGAAAUAAAAACGGGUGGUGUCUGGACGGUACGCUGAUGGAGGAAUCAGAGCACAGCUUGACGUAGAGAAACUACAGGUAUCAGCUUUCAGUCUCACCUGUUGGAUCUCUGUGCUAAAUUUCUGUUUUAUGAUCCGAGUGCCUUUAAUCUGCACAAGACAACUUCUAGUCCUAGGAUGGCAGCGUCUGCCACAGCACUCAGCAGGGUUUUUCUUAUGGUCACACUGAAUGCUAUGCAGGGGUAGAACAGUGAUGUGGGUACUACUGUUUUGUUAUGAGGAUGUUUAAGAGAUAAUAGGAACAGGAGAAAACUGCAAUUUAACACAUCAUUGUCUGUUUGUAGGCCUGGGGAAGUACUAUUGCAUGUGUGAAAAAGUUCUAUAAAGCAUUUGUUUCUCAA
This is a messenger RNA of Cheilinus undulatus (humphead wrasse), 6364 nucleotides long. It is a transcript of the gene bpnt2, whose product is annotated as 3'(2'), 5'-bisphosphate nucleotidase 2. The record is from RefSeq and is a predicted model, not a curated record. Gene Ontology annotation, biological process: phosphatidylinositol phosphate biosynthetic process. Gene Ontology annotation, cellular component: endomembrane system. Bases 1110 to 2165 code for a protein of 351 amino acids. The transcript has 8 exons. NCBI's taxonomy places the organism in Eukaryota, Metazoa, Chordata, Actinopteri, Labriformes, Labridae. Gene Ontology annotation, molecular function: 3'-nucleotidase activity.